Molecule: messenger RNA, 465 nt
Organism: Colletotrichum costaricense
Lineage: Eukaryota; Fungi; Ascomycota; Sordariomycetes; Glomerellales; Glomerellaceae
Exons: 2
Coding region: 1-465 (154 amino acids)
Source: RefSeq, a predicted model, not a curated record
AUGCAGAUCAUCCAAGGCUGGCUCCACCAUACUGGCACUCCUGCCCCAGCUAUCGAUUGGUCCCGGUCUAGCCGCCAUGGCAUCACACUGCAGAUGUUGGCAUACUCACGUAGAGUGUGGCAACCACCGAUCAAAAAGAAAACACCUCUGCUGCGGGACAAGGUGCUGCAAGCUAAUGGGCAUGGCAUCACUGUCAAAGCCCACGGAGGAAAGAGUCACGUGGAAGUCUUGGCUAAGGGAAGAGACCUCCAGAAGGUCACUAUGAACCUCCAUACAUGUUGUGCCCUGGAGUCUGACCAGUUCACUCAAUCCAAUGGCUCUGCCUUUCUCUCAACAAUGAGGCCCGCAUUUGGCGAUCACGAUGAAAACGGCUCCAGCAAUGCCGAGGCUUCGACUACCGAUGCCGCCGAUGUGCUGGUCCUGUCCGGCUCGACCUUCAACCCUGUAUCCAACCCGAAGCACUGA